This is a messenger RNA of Suillus fuscotomentosus, 720 nucleotides long. RefSeq names its product ribosomal S13/S15 N-terminal domain-containing protein. The transcript is spliced from 4 exons. The record is from RefSeq and is a predicted model, not a curated record. NCBI's taxonomy places the organism in Eukaryota, Fungi, Basidiomycota, Agaricomycetes, Boletales, Suillaceae. Bases 37 to 492 code for a protein of 151 amino acids. Gene Ontology annotation, molecular function: structural constituent of ribosome; small ribosomal subunit rRNA binding. Gene Ontology annotation, biological process: translation. Gene Ontology annotation, cellular component: cytosolic small ribosomal subunit; nucleolus; ribosome.
CUCAAGACAUCCUCUCCGUCAACAAAAAGAUUCAUCAUGGGUCGUAUGCACGCUCCUGGCAAGGGCAUUUCGUCCUCUGCCCUUCCUUACAAACGUUCCCCUCCUUCGUGGCUCAAGACUACUCCAGAUGAAGUUGUCGAGCACAUCAUGAAAUUGGCUCGCAAGGGUCUCACUCCCUCUCAAAUCGGUGUUACCCUCCGUGACUCGCAUGGUAUCCCUCAAGUGCGCUUCGUCACUGGUAACAAAAUCCUCCGUAUCCUCAAAUCCAACGGAGUGGCACCAUCCAUCCCAGAGGACCUUUGGCACCUCGUCAAAAAGGCGGUGGCCGUGCGCAAGCACCUUGAAGUCAACCGCAAAGACAAGGACUCCAAGUUCCGUCUUAUCUUGAUCGAGUCUCGUAUUCACCGUCUUGCUCGCUACUACAAGACAAAGCAGCAGCUCCCUCCUACAUUCAAGUAUGACUCGGCUACUGCUUCUACUUUGAUUGCGUGAACGGUAGUAGGCUUUGGCGGAUAGUAGCUGUUGGGGCAGAUUAUAUCUCUAUUCUUGUCGUACAAUCCCCCCACUGAUAUCAUGCAAAAAAUAGGCUUAUGCAGAACUAUGUGCAAAUAUCCGUUCUCGUGAUCAUCCCUAUCACUCACCAGCUGUUACAUUUCCGACCAGCUAGUCGACGAACGCUUGGCGGUAUUCAUCCCUGAGUGUUUUCAAACGCGGUUCUUC